Molecule: messenger RNA, 654 nt
Organism: Helobdella robusta
Lineage: Eukaryota; Metazoa; Annelida; Clitellata; Rhynchobdellida; Glossiphoniidae
Exons: 5
Coding region: 1-654 (217 amino acids)
Source: RefSeq, a predicted model, not a curated record
AUGUCUGUGCUGAUGCUGCUGCUGGUGCUGUUUGUUGUCGUUAUGAAAAAGAAGAAGAAUAAAAAGAAGAAGAAGAGGAAGAAGAAGAAGAAGAAGAAGAAGAAGAAGAAGAAGAAGAAGAAGAAGAAGAAGCAGGAGAAGAAGAAGAAAAAAAUGAAGAAGAAGAGGAAGAAGAAGAAGAAGAAGAAGAAGAAGAAGAAGAAGAAGAUAAUGACGAUGAUGACAACGAUGAUGAUGAUUCCCACCUAUCUCAAUUUCAAUUUACUUUUCGCUACCUCCUCAAUAUCCGGAUGUCCGGAUUUGAUCCCACCUUACAACGCUACAGCCCAGAGGAGAGCCGACAAGACGACCAUCAAAUGCAACCACAGCGAUCUGACGUGGGACCUCCAGUGUAAAAAUAAUUCAUGGAUCGGCGAUAACAACUACAACUGCAACCAAGGUUUGUUUCGUUUCGUAUCGGGGAUUGUACAGAACAAGGCUGCAAUUCGUGGAAGCUGGGAGAAUGGCGACAAUGCAGUGCGGAAGUGGGUUAAACAAGGAAAAUUUCUUCAUAGUGACUUCACCGAAAUGAUGUGGCAGUGGUUUUGCGAUAGUCAACUUCGAAAUUCGCCUAUCAGUGGUCGCAUGAUCCAAGAGGAUCGUCUCGAUCAUUGA